Molecule: messenger RNA, 3009 nt
Organism: Theobroma cacao (cacao)
Lineage: Eukaryota; Viridiplantae; Streptophyta; Magnoliopsida; Malvales; Malvaceae
Product: BEL1-like homeodomain protein 1
Biological process (GO): regulation of DNA-templated transcription
Molecular function (GO): DNA binding
Source: RefSeq, a predicted model, not a curated record
GUUAUCAUAUAUUUAUACACUGAAAGGAAGAAAAUAGCAAAGAAUUUGAGUCUGACAAGAUCAGCAAACUAUACACCAAAGCCUAAAAAGAUUUUCUUCCAUGAUAUACAUUUAGACAGAACGUGUGUGCUCUCAGAUGCAUCCUCUUUCGUGUGUUUUUAGCCAUAAUGGGAUUGGAAUAUGGUCAUGUCCAGAAAAGCAAGGUCCAUGUCCUCACCAAAUUGCAAUGAAUUGAACAUCAAAAUGGGCUGAUGAUUUGUUAACUUCAAGUCAAGCUCUAGUACUCCAGCGAUUGGAAAAAGGGAGAAACUACUCUUUAUUCUUUACAAAGCUACCUUGGACAUUUUUCUUUCAGUUGUGCAGUUUCCGUACACUGCAACAAGAGGCUUUCUUUUGAGGGGUGGCUUUCAAAUCAAGAUGGCGACGUACUUUCAUGGGAGCUCAGAAUUCCAAGCUGCUUCUGCUGCUGCACCUGAUGGGACGAUGCAAACACUCUAUCUCAUGAAUCCCAACUACGUGCCCUACUCUGACACACACCAACCAGCUGCUGCCACUAACAUGUUCUUCUUGAACCCCGCCGGUAACGCGCUGAACCCUACAAGCCUACACCACGCGCCACCUCCUAACCAUCACCACCUACUGGGUCUCCCUCUCCCUACACCAGCUGCUUCCAUCAGACCAGGCAGUUCGGAUGAUCCCCACCGUCCAUCCCUUCAUGGUAUAGUCUCCGGUGUCCACUAUAACUUGUGGGGACCAAACAUCGAUCAUCAGAAUUCACCAGGAAGUAGCCAUGCUCAGGUGGUGUCGGCAGCGGCUGCAGCAGCAGCGAACUCGGGUGGGGCCCACGAUGUUGCAUCGCAGUUGGGGUUACGUCGGCCGGUAGCGUCACCGAGACAAGGUUUGUCCCUGAGUCUAUCAUCCCAGCAGCAGGUGACUUACAGGUCAAGUAAUGUUGAAACAGAUAUCCAAGGACAAUCUCAAGUUCCCACCAUAUCACUAGCUGAUGAUAUGAGGAUAUCUGGGAAUUCACCGUCGUCGGUUUCCGUUGUUUCGAAUGGGAUUUCCGGAGUUCAAAGUGUUGUUUUGGGAUCGAAGUACUUGAGAGCAGCGCAAGAGCUUCUUGAUGAAGUUGUUAAUGUGGGGAAAGGGAUAAAGACUGACGUGUCUGAGGGGACCAAGGAGAAGAUAAAGAUGAACAAAGAAUCGAUCGCUGCUGUGACAGGAGAGGGUUCGAGUGCUGGUGAAAAUGGGGCUAAACGUGGAGCUGAGCUAACCACAGCACAAAGACAGGAGCUUCAGAUGAAGAAGGCAAAACUUGUCAGCAUGCUUGAUGAGGUGGAGCAAAGAUACAGGCAGUACCAUCACCAAAUGCAAAUUGUAGUUUCUUCGUUCGAGCAGGCAGCAGGAUUUGGUGCAGCAAGAUCAUACACCGCCCUCGCUUUGCAGACAAUUUCGAAGCAAUUCCGCUGUCUUAAAGAUGCAAUAUCUGGACAAAUCAAAGCCACAAGCAAGAGUUUAGGAGAAGAGGAUUGCUUAGGUGCAAAAGUUGAGGGUUCAAGACUAAGAUUUGUUGACCAUCAGCUUCGACAACAACGGGCGCUGCAGCAGUUGGGAAUGAUGCAACACAAUGCUUGGAGACCCCAGAGAGGAUUACCUGAACGAGCUGUUUCUGUUCUUCGUGCUUGGCUGUUCGAGCAUUUCCUUCAUCCGUAUCCUAAAGAUUCAGACAAACACAUGCUGGCUAAACAAACAGGGCUUACUAGAAGCCAGGUGUCUAACUGGUUUAUAAAUGCUCGAGUUCGCCUUUGGAAGCCAAUGGUUGAAGAAAUGUAUUUGGAAGAAGUCAAGGAACGAGAAAGGAAUGGCAGUGAAGAGAAUGGAAACAAAAGUGAGCAAAAGGAGUCAGGGUCUAGUUCCAGUGCCCAGCAAGAGAGUGCGGCACUUAAGAUGGAUCAAGUUAAAACUCAAUCCAAGCCUGACAAAUCCAUCAAUCAGAAUACUUCCCCUACUGAAUUUUCAAACUCUACAAUCUCCACAUCUCCCAUGGGAGGGUCCCUUCUGCCACAAACAGCCUUCAAUCUCAUUGGAUCAUCUGACCUUGAUGGUACUGCUACUCGAAGAAGCCCAAAAAAACCCAGGGGUAUCAAUGACAUGCACAAUUCCCCUAGUAGUAUCCUUUCAAUGGACAUGGACAUGAAGCAAGGUGAAACAAGGGAAAUCAACAUAAAGUUCGGUGAGGAAAGGCUAUCCAAGGAUAGUUACUCAUUAUUAACUGGAACGGCUAAUCAUGGCGGCGGAUUUGGCACAUACAGUACUAUGGGAGAGAUUGGGAGGUUUGAUCCUGAGCAGCUGACACCAAGGUUUCCUGGAAACAGUGUUUCCCUCACUCUUGGCCUUCCCCAUUGUGACAAUCUCUCACUCUCGGGGAACCAACAAAACUUCCUAUCAAACCAGAACAUUCAGCUAGGAAGAAGGUUAGAAUUAGGACCAAGCGAAUCUGAUUUCUGUGGGAUCAACAACCAACAAGCUUCUCAUUCGAGCACCGGUUAUGAGAACAUUGAGAUGCAAAACAGAAAAAGGUUUGCUGCGCAAUUGUUGCCAGAUUUUGUGGCCUGAAGAAUCCAAUUCGCAAUGCAUGCUUUUACUUUCAAUUCUAUCAGCUGAUGGGCUAUAUAUUACUUCUUGCCCUUCUAGAAACACUUAAAGUAAGUUAAAUCAUGACACUGAGCAUGCAUCAACGAAGCGGGAGAACAGGAAAAUAAUCUUUCCAAGUUCAGUUUAUAUUUAUAUCAUGCUCGCUCUUAUAUAAAGAAAGAAGCAAGCCUACUGUAAAGAAAGAAGGAUAGUUAGUAUUUAUAGGUAAUAUAUAUACUUGAAAGCUAGUAUUCUUACAUAGUUUAGGCUUGAAUUAGUAAGGUUGAGCAUUGUAUAUCAUAUUGAUACAUUUGGAUAUCGAUAUUUGAAAGAUUUUACAUAUGGAUAUGCAAAUUGGUUAUUGGGUGCACACAA